AUGAGCAAGGCUGGUGUGGAUAGGGAAGAAUUCCGUUAUAUUGAUGGCAGGAGGUUUCAUAACGUACAAACUUCAAAGUAUCCUCUUCCAAAUGAUGAUGAGGAAUGCGAUAGGUUACAUAUGCAACACUUUUUGAUGAGAUAUGUUUGGCAAGGCAACUUUACUUCUCCCGUUGAACAUAUCUUGAGUGACGAAAAUUCCAAAGUUCUUGAUGUUGGAUGUGGUGCUGGUUCCUGGUCAUUUGAAAUGGCAUCCAACUAUCCGAAUGCAAAAAUCACUGGCGUGGAUAUCUCGCCCGUUCAACCUUUAGGAAUUAAGCCAAGUAACUUUACAUUUAUUCAAGCAGACCUUCUUGAAGGGUUAUCGUUUGCCGAUGAAACUUUUGACUUUAUAUUCCAACGUUUCUUGGUUGGCUCAAUUCCAAAAAACAAAUGGCAGUCCGUUAUCGAAGAACUAACCAGAAUGUUAAAACCUGGUGGUUAUUUGGAGCUAAUGGAAUUUAAUGUAUUUCCUGAAAGAUUAGGUCCAACUUCAACUAUAAUCGGAAAUGCUGCAACAAGGAAAUUUGAAGAUAUUAAAGAAGAAGGCAAACUUAUAUAUGGGGGUAGAGAAGCCGGUAAAAUUGGUCAAGCGAUGAAUGACGAUAUGGUAAGAUUUUACGAAAAUAUGAAAGUCCCGCUGAUGCCAAUUUUACAAGUAACUCCCGAAGAAUAUGAUCAAAUGCUAAAAACCUUAAAAGAAGAAUGGUUUGAGCUAAAUAGUUAUAUUCGAUCUGUUCGUGUUUACGCUAGGAAAAUCUAA
Messenger RNA from Funneliformis mosseae, 801 nucleotides. The record is from the annotation of a GenBank genome assembly. Lineage: Eukaryota; Fungi; Glomeromycota; Glomeromycetes; Glomerales; Glomeraceae.